CUGUUAGGAAGUUCUUUCUGGAGUCGUGGUCAUAACAAGUAAGGACACAGUCCAGCACCAAGGUAUCUCGUUAACAAUGGAAGGAUCAGUAAAUCUGCAGCUUAGUGCCAAAAGUGUGGGUGUGUUCGAAGCUUUCUAUAAUUCUGUCAAGCCUAUUCAAAUUAUUAACAGCACUAUUGACAUGGUAAAACCAGGGAAACUUCCCAGUGGCAAGACAGAAAUUCCAUUUGAAUUUCCAUUGCAUAUGAAGGGGAACAAAGUUCUGUAUGAGACGUAUCAUGGUGUCUUUGUUAAUAUUCAGUAUACCCUACGGUGUGAUAUGCGACGUUCUCUGCUGGCAAAAGACCUAACUAAGACUUGUGAAUUCAUUGUCCACUCACUGUCACAGAAAGGGAAACUCAUGCCAAGCCCAGUAGACUUCACAAUUACUCCUGAAACUUUGCAAAAUGUUAAAGAGAGAGCUUCACUUCCAAAAUUUCUCAUCAGAGGUCAUCUCAGUUCUACAAACUGUAUCAUUACACAGCCACUAACAGGGGAGCUGGUAGUGGAGAACGCAGAGGCUGCAGUCAAAAGCAUUGAGCUGCAGUUAGUACGCGUGGAAACCUGUGGGUGUGCGGAAGGUUAUGCCAGAGAUGCCACAGAGGUACAGAAUAUUCAGAUCGCUGAUGGAGAUGUCUGCCGGGGCCUACCGAUUCCUAUCUACAUGGUGUUUCCCAGGUUGUUCACCUGCCCUACCCUGGAAACAACAAACUUCAAAGUUGAGUUUGAAGUUAACAUUGUUGUCCUUCUGCAAGAUGAUCAUCUCAUCACAGAGAACUUCCCACUGAAGCUCUGCAGGAUGUAAAUAGUCAGAGGAGAAUCACUUCAGGAUUUACUGAAAAAGGACAAAAUUCUUCAGAGGCAAAGAAGUGAGAUUUUAUCCAUGUCUUACUUUGACUGAAAACACAUCACUUCCUUCUCCCUGCUGGCAGUUCUUGUGCUUUCAGUUCUCUAUAAAUCUU
This is a messenger RNA of Nipponia nippon (crested ibis), 1001 nucleotides long. The record is from RefSeq and is a predicted model, not a curated record. NCBI's taxonomy places the organism in Eukaryota, Metazoa, Chordata, Aves, Pelecaniformes, Threskiornithidae.